AGAAGUCGCCACCUCGGCCAUGCUAAUAAAAAGAUCUCAGCUUCUAGGCUCUAAGAUUGCCAAACUUAGAAUUCCAAGCAUGCAUGAAGUGGUGGAAGAAGAGUUUAAGACACCACAACCACCACCAGAACAAAGUCCCAGUAAUGAUGGUGAUGUUGAAGAGAAUUUCUCAACAGACGACGGCUUUGAGACAGCAGAAGAAACGCUACUCUCAGAGCAUGAUUUCAUGUGUCCUAAACUGAACUUAUUUGAGGUGUAUGACGAUCCUGAGUUUGAAGAGCGAAUAUCAGAAGCAACAAUUCUCAAGAGGAUCCAAAGUCACAGAAGAACCAGAUCUUACCAAUUGGGUGAACAUUUACAAUUUAAAUGGACAACGGGAGCCGGACCUAGAAUUGGGUGUGUGAGGGAUUAUCCUUCAAUGUUGCAAUGCCAAGUGCUGGAGCAAGUGCAAUUGUCUCCAAGGAGUACAAGGAGUAGUGAUGCUACUCCUCGGAACAAGAAUUAUACCCCCCGGACAUCAUCAGGUUUACACAAAGAAACAUCUCCAAGUAAAAGUAACCUUAGUCCUGAACCCUGAACAAAUCAAUAAAUUUCCAGAC
Chenopodium quinoa (quinoa) is the source of this 599-nucleotide messenger RNA. RefSeq names its product IQ domain-containing protein IQM6-like. Lineage: Eukaryota; Viridiplantae; Streptophyta; Magnoliopsida; Caryophyllales; Amaranthaceae. The record is from RefSeq and is a predicted model, not a curated record. Bases 20 to 577 code for a protein of 185 amino acids. The transcript has a single exon.